Molecule: messenger RNA, 255 nt
Organism: Aspergillus homomorphus CBS 101889
Lineage: Eukaryota; Fungi; Ascomycota; Eurotiomycetes; Eurotiales; Aspergillaceae
Product: ankyrin repeat domain-containing protein
Exons: 1
Cellular component (GO): cytoplasm
Molecular function (GO): protein binding
Source: RefSeq, a predicted model, not a curated record
GGCAACCCGGAUAUUAUGUCUCUACUGCUGGAGCAUAAGCAAGCAGACCCGAAUAUCCCGGAUAAUGGGGGUCUCACUCCACUUCACGCAGCAGUGAAAAGUGGGUGGUUGGACCUUGUGAGAUCACUCAUUAUUGAUAAAAGAGUGAAUUUGAAUAUACAGUGCAAUGUUGGAUCAACUCCCCUGGGUAUAGCUGUUUUGAGAGAUAAGCCGGAAAUAGUGAAAGUCUUACUUGACGAUGAAAGAAUAAGGUGA